AUGUUGAGGAUCUUGGAUCAGAGAAUUUUGCUAUUAGUAAUUUCAUUUUUAACAAGGCUGCAGAGUACAAAGGUACUUUCAGAAUGGAAGAAAUGUGGUGAUCAGGAAUGUGAGAGUAAGUACAACAGAGUUCAAGCCACUACAGACUACUCAGGGCCUGAUUGCCGGUAUCUUAACUUCAAAACAGGGGAAGAGAUAAUGGUAUACUCCAAACUUUCAAGGAAAAAUGAAAAUUUGUGGACAGGAAGUAAAGGAAAGGAUUUUGGAUAUUUCCCAAGAGAUGCUGUGAAGGUUGAGGAAGUUUUUAUUGCAAAAGAAGUUGAAGUGCUCACUAAGGAAACUGAUUUCCUUUGCCUUCAUGGAGAUAAGUACACUUUUGAAAACGAAGAUAGCGCAUUACAUGAUCACAACAAAGAAAGUGAAUAUUCAUCAUCUGAUGCAGAAUCAAAGUUGCAUGAAAACGAACUCUUAAAACAUGCAAGAGACUCCAUGCAAAAGGAAGAAAGAGUGGAAUCAGUUUCCGAAAAUGAUUCCAAGGAAUCUCACACUCCGGAGGAAUUUGCAAGCAAAAAGUUGGAUAGAAAAAAUGACAACAGCAAAGAUGAUACUGAAGAGCCAGAAAUGCAAAACAGUCUCCCACUAGAACCCACUCCAGUUCAGUCUAGUUGGAUUGCAGGAUGGUUCACCACAGGAAGUAAAAACGAUGAAGAGCCCUUAAAAGGCAUUACUGAAUCUUUAGAAGAAAAUACAUACCGAGGCAGAAAAAUAGCUGUAACUGCUGAAAAUGACUUAGAGGAGCCAGAUGAUAAGGUGGAACAAGAACCCCCAGCAUCUGUUUGGUUUCAAGGUGGGCUGAUGAGCUUUCUGUAUCUUGGUGAAGAGAAUGUGGAUGUUGGUUUUGCAUCAGAAAAAAAUGAUCCCCAAAUCCAUGAUGUUUCUGGUACACUUGGACAUUCCAGUAACGAACAGGAAACAGUGGCCACAGAGUUACAGACAGAAGAAGAAAAGAGUGAAAGCCAAGAAUCCACAUCAAAUUGGUUUAAUUUGGGUUUAAGUAAUGUUCUUAAUUUUGGUCAUGCUGAGAAAGAUACAAUUGCUAUGGAAGACCAGCAAAGCAGAGAAACAGAGGAUGAAGCAAAUAAGAAUGAAGAAGUGCAGACUUUAGAGCAGAAAGAAUCACACAUGGACAAAGAACCAAAGGAGACAGUUCAAGCAGUGACAGAUGAAGAAGAUGAGAAUUAUGCACAAGAAAUAAUAGAUUCAAUCAGUAACAUGAGAAAUCCUGGGGAGAUACCAGCAAGUGUGCAUACUCUUAAUGACACCAAAUGCACCUCAAAUAGCACAGAAUCAUCAUUUGAUAUACUACCAGGUGACAAAGAGAAACCAACUGAACCUUACAGUUCAGAACAAGACUCAGUAUCAGAAAGCCUGCUGCUGAAAAACACUGAAGCUAAGAAGGGAAAUCAGGAGUCAGAAAACAAACAUGGCCAGUCAGGUUGGUAUUCAAAUAUUUAUAAUAGCUUUAUUGAUUAUAAUAUGGACACAUAUGAUAAUCAACAGGGACAUGAAUUAAUUGCAUCACAUCAGAUUAUUUCUUCUCCUACCCCACCUCAGAAUUGUGACCCCUCAGACACAAAAAACAAAGAAAAGCCUGAUGUAUCUGAAGAACAGAGCCGUUUCUUCGCUUUUAGUCAUUUUGCAGACAUACUGAAGUUUUGGAGUUCAACACCCAAAGAGGACCAAGUGCAGAGUUUGCAAGAUGGUGUGGGUUUUAGUGAAGAAACCUCUCAAACUGAAAAUGAUAACGAAAUAUUACAAGGAAAUAAUAACAGAGCAAUGAAAGUACAGGCAAAUCAGAUAGUUAGUGAGAAGCUGUCUGAAAAAGAUGAGGGCGCAAUCCAUGGAAGUGAUCUGUUUUCCUCACUAGCUGUGCAAAAUAAUGAACGCAGUAAUGAAAAAGGAAAACAUUUUGUCAAAUCAGUUGGCGACAGUGAUACUUCACAAAUUUUAUCUUUCAAAACACUAGUACAACCUGAAGUAUCUCAAAGACAAUUUACCGAUAGCGAAUUACCAAGCUAUGGGGAACUACCAGGAACUGCAGAUGUUCAUCUGGGCAUCAAGAUGACCCCAUGUGAGCCAAGUCUUACUCUGGAAACAUCUGAGAAAGGCAAACCAGUCGAAUGCUGUGAUACAGAACAAAAUUCAGCAUCGAAAAGCCAGUUUGAAAUGGAUGGCGAUGUAAAAGAGAAAAUUCACAAACCAGAGAACAAAAACGGCCCACUGGGUUUUUAUGAAAACAGCAUCAAAGAUUUCAGUCAGGAUAUUUUUAAUUAUGAACAGGUUGAAUCCUCUGAAAAUAAGCAUGAUUUCCCUUCACAACCAUUUGCAGUAGGCAGUAGAAGAAAGCUAUUAGAAGAAACACCAGAGAAGGAACAUGAAAUGAAUGCAGCUGUAGAUUGUGAAUACAACAGUGACCAACAUUCUAAAGCAAUAGUGAUUCCUUCAGUAAAUUCUGAAGAAAAACUGGACAGUUCAGUAGCUGACUUUCCAUUUGAUGUCAAAAAGCCUUUCUCAGAUGCCAUCCAGAACUAUGUUCCAAGUAAUG
Molecule: messenger RNA, 2605 nt
Organism: Balearica regulorum gibbericeps (East African grey crowned-crane)
Lineage: Eukaryota; Metazoa; Chordata; Aves; Gruiformes; Gruidae
Source: RefSeq, a predicted model, not a curated record